AAACUCUCGGUCCACCCUUCACUCUCACUUCACGGACGCUUUACUUUGUUGGUUAUUUCCAUGCACUCGAUGGUUUUCUCUCGUCUCACAAUGUCCGGAGUUUGCGGAGCUUCGGCCCUCGCUGUGGCCUUACUCCUCUGCGGUGUUGGUCUGACUACACAGGAGCAAACACCGACUCCUUCUCCAGCUCCGACUCCUUGCUCCUUCAGAUCCAACACCAGUUGUGCAGAAUGCCUGCAGAAUGUGACAUGUUUGUGGUGCAUUCCAACCCAACAAUGCAUUGACUACCCAGUGAGGAACAUCCUGCCCCCCAGCAGUGUGUGUCCUUUGACUGAUGCACGAUGGGGGGUCUGUUGGGUCAACUUCCAGAUUUUGAUCAUCACCAUGUCAGUGUUGGCUGGCAUCAUCGUUAUUGCCCUUCUUGUUUGCUGCAUCUGCUGCUGCAAAUGUGAAAGAAUUGGAAACAAGAGAGAAGAUGCAAAGGUGGAGCGACAAAACCGUGCGAGGAAGGCCCGUCAGAAGGCAAGGAGAACAGAAAUGCAGAUGAGGCAUGAUGAAAUCAGGCAGAAAUAUGGUCUGGCAAAGGAUAAUCCAUACUCCCGGAUGGACGACCAUUAAGCAGAAUCUCAGCGAUGAUUUGGAUUCAAAAGAAAAUCCCCAUUGAUGCCAGUAACAUUGAGAUACAGCACACAAGUAGCAUAUGAUAAACUGUGAUUAUGUAGAUUGAUUUCAGUGGUUCAAUGAUGACAAAAAAAAGUCACCAAAAUGUUCUGAAGCCAUUUUGACUGACUGUGUACUGUAUUCCAAACGUGGUCCGUUCACCUGUUUCAUUUUUUAUAAUCGUCACUCUCUGCUACUAAUGUUUCGUCUGCCUUCAUUUUGACGUGAAUGAGUGUGUGAAAAUCUGUUCAAUUGACUUGUUUUUCUGUCCACACAGGAAACAAAAUAUAAACGCAAACCUGUCAAAAGAUAUUGUCCACCAUGAUAAGCAAACAUCACUGUAUUCAUUUGCAUAAAAUGCAGUAUUAUAAAAUUGCCACAACUCUAGAGCUGAUUGGUGCUUAUGGUUUUUUUAAAAUAUGCUUUUUAAACAAAUAAAAUUAUCACUUUCACUUUCA
This is a messenger RNA of Toxotes jaculatrix (banded archerfish), 1118 nucleotides long. It is a transcript of the gene pttg1ipb, whose product is annotated as PTTG1 interacting protein b. The record is from RefSeq and is a predicted model, not a curated record. Bases 61 to 618 code for a protein of 185 amino acids. The transcript is spliced from 7 exons. Lineage: Eukaryota; Metazoa; Chordata; Actinopteri; Toxotidae. Gene Ontology annotation, cellular component: cytoplasm; nucleus. Gene Ontology annotation, biological process: protein import into nucleus.